AUGUUUUUAUAAUAAACUAUUUGUGAAACCAAUUGUCAUAUCGUUUAUCUGCAAAAAAUAAAAUAAAAUAUAUGUUUAGUUACCGAUAAGUUUGGUUUCAGGACAACAAUUGGUCAAAAAAUUCAAACCAACCGCUAAUUAAUUAAAAAACAGCCAAAGUGUUGACCAUCGGUACUACUGACAAUUGGUGUCCAUCGAUGUCUUAUUACAUAUGAAGACAUCCGAUGAUUAUGAGCCGCAAGACUAAAGCCGCCAACAAUUGCUUUGACUUUGCGGCCAACGUCCGCACCGUCCGCGAUAUUACCGAACAACACGUCCAGCGGGUCUAUCGUCUCGAUUCGGAUGUUUGCCGUUCAAAGACCAACAAAAACUGUACGCAAAACAUCCGCUGUCUGAACGGUUUGGGCGAAAAGCCGUGGCUCACACAGCCGUCGUCGGACAGCUCGACAGCGGCGGCCAAUGUGGACGAUGUCGACCCAGAUCUGGAUUUAGGCAAACGGGCCGACAAUUCGUUUGUCGGACUCAAGAACUUAGGCGCCACUUGUUAUGUCAAUUGUCUUCUUCAGGUUUGGUUUCAUAAUCCGAUAUUUCGGUCACUGAUCUACAGAUGGAAUCCAGACCACGACGAAGACGAGAUUCGUCUCAAUCAGUUGACAGCUUCAGAUGAUUUGCCAGACAAUGGCAACGAUGAAGAUUUCGAACCGAAGACUUGUAUCGGCAAAUUGCAAGUAAUCUUUGCAUUGAUGCAGUUUGGUGUACGAAAUUCAGUUGAUCCCAAACCGAUUAUCGAUUGUCUCGAAUUGGACGCCAAUCGACAACAAGACGCACACGAAUUUUCCAAUUUAUUCUUCUCGUUGGUAGAGAAGAAGCUUCAGUCACAACGAGACGAUGGCGUACGCAAUGUCAUAAAGAGUCAGUACUGCGGCAAAUAUGCCUACAUUACCAGUUGCCGAACCUGCGAGUCCCAGUCGUCCCGUGAGUCCCAGUUCUAUGAAUUGGAUCUUAAUAUCAAAGGCUGUAAAGACAUUAGCGAAAGUCUUAAUCAAUAUCUAAAGGUCGAGAAUCUCGAAGGCCCGAACCAAUACUAUUGCGGAAGGUGUGGCCAAAAACGCGAUGCCAUCCGAUAUAUCGAAUUGAGACAAUUGCCGCCCGUUUUGAACAUUCAAUUGUUGCGUUUUGUUUUCGAACCGCGUAUCAGAAAACUCAACUCAUUCUUCAAGUUUCCCGAUGUUCUUGAUUUGCGGCCAUAUUUGAAAUCAGCUGACAGUUUGACGCCCCAACAGACCACUUACCAUUUGAGCGCUGUUCUCAUACAUCGCGGUCCGAGUGCCAACUCUGGCCACUAUAUCGCACAUAUCAGAGACGAGAAAACAGGAUUUUGGUUCAAAUUUAACGACGAAUCUGUGGAACAAAUUGAAGGAAAAAAGUUAAAACUGGAUUCCGACGAUAUCAUUGUCAACGAUGAAAAUAAAGAGAUAAAUGGUGGUAAUGGCGGCAGUACUACUACUAGUAGUAGUAGUAGUGGUAGUGGUAAUACCACUUCAUCGACGACCGCGAAGAACGACAAAAAAGAGAACAAUGUUAUUCAUAAUUCAAACAAUGCCUAUAUGUUGGUCUACAAGAAUGAAUUGCAACGAAAUGCCGAUUUGUCUGCCGAUUGCAACAACUGGGGACUACCGGACUAUUUGAUUAAGUCGGUCGAUAGAGACAGACAACUGUUCGAGGAGUCGAUUGCCGAACAAAAGAUGUUAAAAAAAGAAGAAAUGAUAUUAUUUACCAAACGAAAGAUGGAAAUCCAAGAAAUCUAUAACGACUUAUUGGCGACUACUGAUCGGCGACCACACGAAUUCAUAUCAAAGAAAUGGCUGAUGCAAUGGUUAAGUGCCAAACCAACCGAACAGAUCCAACCGGUGAACAACAACGAUCUGGUCUGUCGUCACGGCAAACUUGAUUUCAAAUGUUUGUCGUCGAUCAAAUGUAUAGCCAAAUCGGGUGCCGAUCGCCUCUACGAUCGAUAUGGCGGUGGACCUCGUAUUGGAUCCGAUUCGUUGUGCAUGGACUGUGUGGCCAAACAGGUUGAACUUAUUCAGGUUAAGGCAAAAAUCGACGAAGACAUCAAACUGAUUACAUCACAGCUCAAGUUUACUGUCCAUCAGACUGACGAUGCAUUUUGGGUCGGAAAAGAUUCGCUAAAACAAUGGAAACAAAUGAAAUUGAAAUUAGUUGAGUGCAAUAACAAUACUAAUAAUAAUGACAACGAAAAAAAUGAUAUAUCGGACAGUUCUGUCGAAGUGAUCGACAAUAAUAAUGAUAGCGAUAAUAGCGAUAAUUUAAUUGGUUUUAACGAUGAUAUUAUUUGUGUUCAUGGUCAGUUGACCACCGAUGAUAACAAACGUCGAUUAGUUAGUCGACUGGUUUGGCAGACAUUGAAAUCCCAUUUCCCAGACGCCCAUCAAUUCACCAGUGAUAGCCUUGUCUGUGAACAGUGUAAUUUGCUUAACUUAGAACACGAGCACCUGAAGUCGCAGCACAAAGAGAUGGCAACUAUACAAAAGUUACGAUUACCUCAUCUGUCAGCUGAAAGACAUCGACUACUAUGGGAUGAGCUGGAGAUCGCCCAACGAUACUAUGCAUUGAGCCGAAAGUUUCUUAUUUCAUGGAAAAAGUUUGUUAAUGAUCCGUCGCGAAACUCGCCGCCGGAAGCCAUUGACAACAGCGGCCUAUUAUGCGCUCAUCAAAGGUUCUUAUAUCCCACUUAUAGUGAGAUUAUCGGCACCGAUAGCAAGUUUGUGAUCGUUACCAAUGAGGAAUGGGAUGCACUCAACACUUUCUACUCGUGUGACUCGACCAUCGAGUUCUUUCUCAUCGAUGACAUUGAAAACAAUAUGAGAUCCAUUAUGUCUAUUCCAGAGUUUUGCGAGUCGUGCUAUCAAAGUCUAUGUCUUCAGCAAGAAAGAGAUCGACUGACUUACAAGAAUCAGCCAAUUUAUGUCCGCAAAGUUGAGAACAAUGAAAGCAAUUCCGAAGAGGAUUCGCACGGAAACCAAGAGAUCAGCGGUGAUUCAUACCAUUUGAAAACAAAUGGCAAAAAAUUGAAGACCGAAGAGACCAAUGGCGUGACCAAUACUAUACAGACAAACCAUCAGCAAAUGGCUGGCCUGAGAAGGAGUUCCCGCCGAAGGAAGAACAAGAAUGAAAAAGAAAUCAAAGUCUCAUCAACUGAUAGUCUACUCGAUCUUAAAGUACAGAUAAUGAAUAUAUUCAAAGUGGCCACUUAUGACCAGCACUUGUCACUAAAUAGUCGACCACUUGAGACCUAUAAUAAUAGUAAGACUCUGGCGGAACUCCAUGUGGAACCCUUUUCCCUAAUAACUUUAACAGUAGAUGAAGAGCCCAGCAAUGAGUGCACUCUCAUUGAUGACGAUUACAUUAAAGGUGCUGUGCCUGAGAUAGGAUUCAAGGGGACACAACUGCAACUACACUGAUAUUGUUGUACUAUAUAUAUAUCAUAUUUAUAUAUAUAU
This is a messenger RNA of Oppia nitens, 3524 nucleotides long. RefSeq names its product ubiquitin carboxyl-terminal hydrolase 48-like. Gene Ontology annotation, biological process: protein deubiquitination. The record is from RefSeq and is a predicted model, not a curated record. Gene Ontology annotation, cellular component: nucleus; cytosol. The transcript has 16 exons. NCBI's taxonomy places the organism in Eukaryota, Metazoa, Arthropoda, Arachnida, Sarcoptiformes, Oppiidae. Gene Ontology annotation, molecular function: cysteine-type deubiquitinase activity; cysteine-type endopeptidase activity. Bases 225 to 3485 code for a protein of 1086 amino acids.